This is a messenger RNA of Taeniopygia guttata (zebra finch), 4935 nucleotides long. RefSeq names its product prickle planar cell polarity protein 2 (gene PRICKLE2). NCBI's taxonomy places the organism in Eukaryota, Metazoa, Chordata, Aves, Passeriformes, Estrildidae. Gene Ontology annotation, molecular function: zinc ion binding. The record is from RefSeq and is a predicted model, not a curated record.
GGGCUGAUUUCCAUGUAAAUCCAGGGGCGGGUGGCCGGCCCGGGUGGGAUGCGGUGACUUUGGCUUGCUGACAUCAUUGCUCAUUAACAUGCAGCAGAGGAGAGCAAUGCAACAGCAGAGCCCCGCGCCGCUCCCGCGCCGGCAAUUAUCCUCCGCGGGCUGCAUCGCUCCUCGUUAGUGCCCUGCAAAUUGGACAUCCUCUCGCCGCCUCCCAGGGUCACGAAGGGAAAGGCAGGCUGGAGGGGGGAGCUGCUGGAUCCCUUCGCACUGGGAGCAAAGAGGGAGGGACCCUCCGGAGCCGGGUUUGACGCGAAAGCUGCAGACGCGGGGCAGGAAAGGCACGUUUUUCCAGGGCGGCUUUCCUUGGGGAACGCGCCUUGGUGCUGUGUGCCUGCUCGGAAAGGCUUGCACAGAGCCCCGAGCCGGGAGCGAGGGAUGCUCUAUGGCACUGCGGUGCUCCGGCUGCUCCUGCCAGCAGCCCGCAGGCUCCGGGCACAGCUAGGACAGCUCCGGGCAUCCUUCCCUCCUGCGCGCCCAUCGCCAGUGGGAACAGGAAGAUUUGCCUUCACUGUAAGUGCUCCCAGGAAGAGCACAUUGUAACAGUUAUGCCUCUGGAGAUGGAGAAGACAGUCACGAAGCUCAUGUUUGACUUCCAGAGGAAUUCAACUUCUGACGACGACUCAGGCUGUGCUUUGGAGGAGUAUGCCUGGGUCCCCCCUGGCCUGAAGCCUGAGCAGGUGCACCAGUACUACAGCUGCCUGCCCGAGGACAAGGUUCCCUAUGUCAACAGCCCGGGAGAAAAAUCUCGCAUAAAGCAACUUCUUCACCAGCUGCCACCACAUGACAAUGAGGUUCGCUAUUGCAACUCAUUGGAUGAGGAGGAGAAGAGGGAGCUCAAACUCUUCAGCAACCAGAGGAAGAGGGAAAAUUUAGGGAGAGGCAAUGUUCGGCCAUUCCCUGUAACCAUGACAGGAGCCAUCUGUGAGCAGUGCGGCGGCCAGAUCAAUGGAGGGGACAUGGCCGUCUUCGCCUCACGAGCAGGGCACGGCGUCUGCUGGCACCCUCCCUGCUUCAUCUGCAGUGUCUGCAAUGAGCUGCUGGUUGACCUCAUCUACUUCUACCAGGAUGGGAAGAUCUACUGUGGCAGGCACCACGCCGAGUGCCUCAAGCCCCGCUGCGCCGCCUGCGAUGAGAUCAUUUUUGCCGACGAGUGCACUGAGGCCGAAGGCCGGCACUGGCACAUGAAGCAUUUCUGCUGCUUCGAGUGCGAGACGGUUCUGGGGGGGCAGCGCUACAUCAUGAAGGACGGGAGGCCCUACUGCUGCAGCUGCUUCGAGUCCCUGUACGCCGAGUACUGCGACACCUGCGCCCAGCACAUCGGCAUUGACCAAGGCCAGAUGACGUAUGACGGCCAGCACUGGCACGCCACCGAGACCUGCUUCUGCUGUGCCCAGUGCAAGAAGUCACUGCUGGGACGGCCCUUCCUGCCCAAGCAGGGCCAGAUCUUCUGCUCCAGGGCCUGCAGCAUCGGCGACGACCCCAACGGCUCCGACUCCUCCGACUCGGCUUUCCAGAGCGCGCGAGCCAAGGAAUCGCGCCGCAGUGCCAAGAUCGGCAAGAACAAGGGGAAGGGCGAGGAGGGGGCGCGCAGCCCCUGCAACCAGCUGCAGGUCACCUCCAACCGCCUCUCCACCGACGUGGACCCGCUGUCCCUGCAGAUGGAUCUGCUGAGCCUGGCCAGCCAGACACCCAGCCUCAGCAGGAACCACUUGUGGAGGAGCCGGGAUGAGCUCUAUCACUAUGGGGGCAAAAUGGAGCAAAGCCAGUCUCAAACCCCCUUGCAGCUUCUCAGCCAGUGCAACAUAAGAACCUCCUAUAACCCCACCCAGGUCCCAAGCUCGCAGUCGGAUUUAUGGGCGAAACACUUCAGCAACCAAAAGAGGAGCUCCUCAUUGGCCAUGAAGAGCCACGGUGGCAGCUUCAUCCAGGACUGCAGAGAGGACUACUACUCAGGGAGGCUGCGCUCGCAGGAGAGCUACAGUGACAUGUCCAACCAGAGCUUCCCAGAGACCAGAGGAAGUGUCAAAGUCCCCAAGUAUGAAGAGGAAGAGGAGGGUGGGAUGCCAGCGUCGCAGUGCCGCACCCGUCACCCCAUCAAUGCCCUCAAGUUCACGGAGGACCUGACGCCCACCGAGCAGACUCCCCGGGGCUCCAUGGAGUCCCUGGCACUCUCCAAUGCUACAGGCCUCUCAGCAGACGGUGGAGCCAAGCGCCAGGAGCACCUCUCCAGGUUCUCCAUGCCUGACCUGAGCAAAGACUCGGGCAUGAACGUCUCAGAGAAGAUGAGCACCAUGGGCACCCUGAACUCGUCCAUGCAGUUCCGCAGCGCCGAGUCCGUGCGCAGCCUGCUGUCGGUGCAGCAGUACCAGGACAUGGAGCCCACCCUGCACGACCUCGCCAGCCCCCUCGGCUACCAGGAGCGGCCGUCGCACGGGCGGAUGCACCAGAGCUUUGACUACGGCAGCGGCGUGCCCGGGGGCAAUCUGGGGGCGCAGGAGAUCCCCAGGCACACCCCCAUGAGCGAGCGCACACGCCGGAGAACCGUGCUCCGCGACGACGAGCGGCACUACCGCCCGCACCGGCCCCGGCGCUCGCGGCGCUCCCGCUCGGACAACGCCCUGCACCUGGCCAGCGAGCAGUGCUACCGCCUGAAGGAGAGACCCUCGCUCCGGGCCAGGGACGACUACGACCCCUUCGUGCACCAGAGGAGCUGCAGGGAGACGAUGGAGCAGGGUCCCUGCAGGGAUGUCUACGGCCACUGUCCCCGGACGGUGUCGGAUCUUGCCUUGCAGAACCACUUGGGCGAGAGAUGGGGGCCCUACUUUGCCGAAUACGACUGGUGCUCCACCUGCUCCUCCUCCUCGGAGUCCGACAACGAGGGCUAUUUCCUCGGGGAGCCGAUUCCGCAGCCCGCCCGCCUCCGGUACGUGACCAGCGAGGAGCUGCUGCACAAGUACGGCUCGUACAGCAUGCCCAAGUCUUCCACGGUGGGGGCCAGGGGACAGUUGCACAGCCGGAAAAGACAGAAGAGCAAGAACUGCACCAUAUCCUAAUGGCAUCCUUGCCAGGCACCUUGGGAGAAUGUAAAUUAACUCACGAUCUUGCACUGUUUUAGAUCAUGUAAGUGCUUUUAUUGUAACAAAAAAAAGGCCCGAAGAGUAGGGAUUUGUUAAGAAGGUUGUAGACCGGCUUCUAUAAAUAGUCAUAAUCCUGGGCACAGUGAAUAUAUUUUGCACAUCUUACUUUGGAGAUUAAAAUUUUAAAAGUUCACUUUAGCCUGUAAUAUUUACCCAGUAGUUUCUCUUCCUUCUCCCAAAUACUGCCACUCCCUUGAGCUCUGUUUGUCCAUACGUUUUGGUUGCCACUGUUGACUCUCAGCAUCAGUUUGCUGGUAGGUUUUGUUUUCCACCACAUUUUUGUUUUCCAUUAGCCAUGUUGGUAGGUGAUUUGUCUCUUGGACAGUGUGGGAGCCUAAGUUAUUUCCAUGAUUGUUGUAAAUGCGAUGUAAAUGAGAGUUUGGAGAAAAUAUUUUUGUAUUUUGUAAUAUCAGAGGAAUUUCUAUAUCUUAGGAGUCACUGGGAAAAUGCAUGCACGUUCAGAAUUGUUUUCAGUCAGAGCCAACUGAACAGUACUUUGGAACCCCCUUUCCAUUUCAUCAUCACUUAAGUUUAUCAGUGAGAGUCUGAGUUUUCAUUGGUUUUUAGGUUUUUUUUGUUUUGUUUUAACCCUUUUUUUCUGUUUAUUUGUUUUGAUCCUGGUCAAUAAACAGAAGGUUUUUUGAUUCAUUAAAUCUUGCCAAGCCUCAGUGGCAUUUUGAAGCCUAUGAUUUGCAGGUACACUCCAUCAGUCAGACACAGGAACCCCUGACAGCUGCAAAAGGGCCUUUUUUUAAAAUUAUUACUAUUACUAAAUAGGAAAGACCAGAACUACCAAAUGUCUGCAACAUUGUAAAUUACCAAAGCUGGAGAAGGAAUUUCACACCUCUGUAGAGAACGCUGAAGUUACUAAACAUUGAACUAUUAUUUGGAGUAAAUAAAGUGUAAAUGGUGCAAUUGUGUGAUGUCAGCAUGACGUUGUUUUGAAUAUAGACUUGUCUUAUGGUGCUCUAGUCUCCUGGGUUAACUGCUGUUCAUUACCAAGUGGAAGUCUCAGUAUUGCCUCCUGCCUACCACAUGAGAACACCUGCAAACUGCUCCCCGUGGGCCCCUCCUGCCUGGCAAGAUGCCCUCGGCCCUCUGGGGCUGUUUGUGGCCAGGGCUCGUCCCUGGGGGGCUCAGCCCAGCCCCUUGCUGCGGCAGAGGGCCCCUACAUAGGGCUCAGCUGUGUUGUAUUCUGGUGGAUGUGAGUUUGUUCUCUGUGUGCUUUAAUCCAUUGGGGUUCUGCCAUCCCAGCUGCAAGCCAAGGCCAGGUUGUCCCAGUGCUUCCCAAAAAGGAGCGAGUUUGCAAAAGGGGCUCUUGGCACCCAAAGCACCUGUGGGGGUUCGGAUAAGGCUGGGCUUUGAGCCACAGGAGGGCUGAGAGCUUAACCAGCUGCAUUGCCCUCGCCCCGUGUGCUGCUGGCACCCCAGGGUGCCCCUGCACCUUGAGGCCAGCCCCCCCUGCACCCUGGGAAUGGGGAUCCCUCUGCAGGGAUGGCACUGGCAGCCCUGGGCACACACAGGGACACCCCCAUGCCUACUCAAAGCAGCAGAUGCAGAAAAAUCUAGAAGAUGGAUGUCUUCAUACCACAGACUAUUGCUAGGAAUUUUUUUGUUGUUUGUAAAGGACAAUGUGAUAAUUAUUAUUCCUUUAAAAAGAAAAAAAAAAAGAAAUGAUACUUAAAUAUAUUUAAAAAAUGUUUUUUCCAGUUGGAAUAAAUGGAAAUAUUCAUCCAAA